AUGCCGCUGCAAGGCGAGGUUUUCGGCGACCUGUGGGCCUUUGACCUCCAGGCCCAGCGCUGGGAAGAGCUCGUCCCGGACGGGGCGCGUCCCCCAGCCAGAACUGGUCACGCCACGGCCGUCGACUCGAAGUCCCGGUCCAUGGUCAUCUUCGGAGGUUCCACGUCAGAAGGUGUUACUCCUGGGGGAUCGGGCUUGAUCUCGGACGUGUGGACCUUCGACCUGGAGGCCAAGCGUUGGGAGGAGCUGAAGCCCCAAGGUGCGCGACCGCCGGCAAGAUGCUGGUCUUCGGCGACCUUCGACCCGAAGUCUCGGUCCAUGCUGGUCUUCGGGGGCUUUGCUCAGUCAGGCGCUGAUUUGGACGACUUGUGGGUCUUCGACAUCAAGGCUGGGCGCUGGCAGCAGCUGUGGCCUUCCGGCGCGCAGCCCGCGGGCAGACAUUCCUCUGCCACCGCCUACGAUGCGAAGUCCCGGUCUUUGAUGAUCUUCGGGGGCGUCGGCGUAGACAAGGGCCUGGACGACCUGUGGCUCUUCCGCGCCAAGGAUCUUCCCCAGCUUCUGCACCUGGGAAGGGAGCUGGCAAGGUGGCACGCGCAAGCCAGGGAGCCCUUGUCAGUGUUGCGGCUCUGCCUGGUGGGCAGGGGCCGUGUCGGGAAGACGACGACCCUGAGGCGCCUGCGGGGAGAGGAGCUGCCAGAGCAAGAGGAGGAGUCCACGGUGGGCGUGGAAGUUUGGACCCGCGAGGUGCCGUCGGACCUCUCCGCCCAGUGGCAGCAGGCUCAAGGCAAGAUCAUGGACAGGGCCGCUCUCGGGGCGCUUAGCAUGGUUGAGGAGGAGCAAGAGCCUGAGGAGGAUGAGCAAGAAGAGGAGGAAGAGAAGCAUGGGGAGGAGGCAGGAGGGAAGCAGGCGCCUGUCCAGCAGAGAGGUCCGCCAGGCUCCCCGAAGGCCGAGGAUGGUGGCAGAAGGGUGGGGGCAGCGGCGUCGCCGCAACGGCAGGGUGCUCAGGUGGUGGAGGCGGCGGAGGCAGCAGAGCUGGUAGGGCCGGCGCCACUGAACGCGGACUUCCUACUCAAGCUGGGAGGACGGCAGGGCGGAACGGAAGGAGCUGCAGGUCCUAAGCCAGAGCUGAGGCUCCAGGCUUGGGACUUUCCUGGCCAACGCGAGUAUUCUCAGCUUAAUCUGCUAUACUUCUCCAGCCGCGCCAUGUACUUGGUCUUCGUCGACCUGAGUGGAGACCCGGAGGAGGAGUGGCAGGAGCUGAAAUUUUGGCUCUGGGCGAUCGCCCAGUAUGCCAGCGAGCCGGCGCCAGAGUGGACAGAGCCGGCGCCAGAGUGGACCGAGGAUGAGGAUGCAGAGGUUGCUGAAAGCACAGCGCGCCCGAAGCCCCCAAUUUUCUUGGUGGGGACCCGGUGGGCCGAGCGGCGGACCGGGAUGGAGGAGUGGCUGCAACAGCGCAUGGAAAGCCUGCUGGAGCAGGUGCUGGGCCUGAAAAGCCAACUGCAGAAGAGCCAGGAUGACGAGUGCGGUUGCUGCUGGCUCUUCGGGGUGGAGAACAAGCCUCAGGCGCCUUCGGGUUGCAGGGGCAUCCCGGAACUGCGUGCGGCCGUGGCCCGGGCCGGCCUGGAGAUGGUCCUCCCCCAGACCGAGCGCAGCGAUCCCAGCGAGCCAAGCCAUAAAAGGGAAAAAGCGGAGGAGAAGGAAAAAAAUGAGGAGAGUGAGGAAUGUGAGGAGAAGGAGCCAAGCGCCUGCCACGCGGGCAUCUGCUCAGAGCGGUACCCAAUCCCCUGGCUCCGAGGCCACGACCUCCUCGCCCAGCUUGGCCAAGGGCUCCGGGGCACCGCUGACCUAAACGAGAUCAACAGGAAGGCACAACUUCAAGGUAGCAAAGAGAGCGAAGACCCCGCAGCUUGCCCGAGGUGCGGCGGCCAACUUGGGUAUCGACGACGUGGCUCGCUGAAGAGGCCAUUGAGGAUGAAGGCAAGCAGCGGGGAAGAGAUGCUGGCACCGAAAAAUGCAGCCCUCAAAACAGGAGUUUGCAAAGGCUGUGGAAGUCAGGUCGUGGAACUUUCCUACGACUUCCUGCCCUACGAGACUGUGGAGGAGCUGCUGCUCGGGAUGCGCCCGCAGGCCCUGGAGCCAGGCGACGUGAAACAGUUUCUCUCCCUGCUGCACAGCCUGGGCAGCUUGGUGUGGUUCCAUGAGCCAGAAGAGCUGCAAGAGCUGGUGAUGCUGAACCCCCGCAAGGUGGCGCUAGCCCUUUGCAGCCUGAUGUUCGUGCGCUUCCGAGAUGCAGGGCACUGGGCGCACUCCAAGGCCUUCGUGAAGGACAUGGAUGCGAAGGUGUCUCAAGCGGAUCGUGGGGAGGUGCUCCGGUUCAGGACGAGUGGUAUCAUCAGUGCACAGCUCAUGGACACGCUCUGGCCGGAGUUCGCAGAGAAUGAGCGAGAGCUGCUGAGGGAGGUGAUGAUCCAGCGCCGGCUGAUGGUCAAGAGAUCUGAGGCGGAGUUUACGAUCCCAUCCUGCCUCCCUGCAACUCAACUUCCCGAGCCGCCCAUCGCGCCGGAAGACAAGGUGAUCUACGUCAACCUGGACGGCUUCGUCACUGCCCAGCUCUUCCCCCAGCUCGCCGUGCGACUCCACCAGCAGCUCUCCAAAGCCAACUCGGAACUGAAAUCCGGGCCGCCCCAACUCUUCAGCAACCGACUGGAGGCCCGCUCUGUGGCGGGCACCGUCCAUGUAUCGCUCUUCCCAGUCGCGCAACCCAAGCUUCUGCGGAUCCACGCGAGCUCGGAGGAUCUUCUGCGGCAAGCCCGCGACGCCUUCCACAGAUCCAUGGGCUUCCGGAUCGGGGCUCUGCCGGUGAUGAGGGGUGGCACAAGGGACAUUGUGGAAGAGCUGGCCAGAAGAAUUCCGUGCCUGAAAGCAGAAUGCCCUGGGAGCUGUGAGCUCUGCCGAUUGGCGGCUCUUUUGGUGGAACGUUUUCAACUGGAUCUCAGCCCGGAACUCCGAGGCGUGAUCUCCGAAAUUUCCAUGUACGACCACACCCGUCCCUCGGGCAGCUUCAGGUUCAAGGCCUUCGACCACCCUGGAGACGUAGACCUCUCUGAGCAAGUCGUCCUCGAGGCGGACACGGACCAGGAGGCGUUGGAGCAGUUGGCGAAAAGGCUGCAGGAGAAGUUUGGACUCAGAUGGGGCGGUGGCAGCAUGGCCGGCAAGGCCGUCCACUGGGCCGGCCUGAAGACGGGGGACCCCACCUCCGAAGACCCGAAUCGUCUCCUGACGUGGACCUUGGAGGAGCUGCAGAGAGGCAAAAAGGAGGUCAAGCUUCAGAAGCCUCAGGGCACCACCAUUACAGAGAUGGUGGAUCUGGUGUCAGCACUGGCAUGCAGCGCGAGAGGCCGCACGGCCAAGAUCGACAUCUUUGCGAAGACGCGCCUCUUCCAGGACCGGCCAAGAGAUGCGCCCCGUUUCUUCGAGAUCACCAACGUGCUCUACGUCGGCCGCAUUGGCAAGGAUGACCCCCUCAGGCUCAUCACCCCAGUGUCCAAGGACGGACUGUUCAUCCAAUAUUUGGAAGAAGGCUUGAAGGACUACUCUGCCAAGCACCCCAAGGCAGUGAAGUACGUGAAACGCCUCUGGGAGAGGAGCGCUUUCCUGUCAGCCAGAGGUUUGGGGCGAGAGGCCCAUGUGGCCGCGCUGGAGCUGCUGCAGCCGCUCUUGCAGCACUGGGCUGCCGAGCUCUGCCAAGCAGCCGCCCACGCGGAGGCCCUGGCUGGCAUGAUGAAAAAAGCCGCGCAGGCCACGGGCAGGUCUGACUCAACCGCACGCCCCACCAACACGGCCGUGGACGACGCCUUUGCGGACGUGGCCGCCUUGUGCGACCGUCUGCAGGGGCUGCAGCUGAAGCUCUUGCGUGAGAAGCAGGCUGCCGCUGGCAUGGAAAGGGAAGCUGCCAGCGAAGGACUCGCAUCUGUCUCCCUCUGCCUGGCCAAGCUGGAGAAGGUCUCUACGAAGGUGAGGGCUCGGGACGUGCUGGAAGCCGUGCAGUUGGAGCUGGAGGGCUCUGCCGGGCUGGUGGUCACAAACAUGCUGGGCUCCAUGCCCCGCCUCGCAAAGCCUCUGGGGUGGCAGUGGCAAAUGCCCUCGGACCACCUUCCGGUGGGUGCCGUCAUCUUCGUGGCGGGCCGGAAGCUCCGCGCGGCCUCCUACAACGUCCUGAACAAGCGCUACUACAAGUACAUUCAAAGCGACUCACAGGGGCUCCAGGGCUCCUUGAUCUCCACCCUCCACGGCACCCCGGAUGAGGGCGCAGGAGGCGAGGAAGGCGAUGCAUGGGCAGAUGGCAGGGAGCGUUGGGUUGCAGAGCUGGUCUACGGGAUGUUGCACCCCGUGUUUCCCCACGUGGAGCGCGUGCACCUGCUUUCCCUGCAAGAGUGCUCCCCGGACUUCCUGCGGAUCCUCAAGAAGAGGCUGAACAAGCACGGGCGCUACGAGGUGCUGCAAAGUGGCGAGGAGGAUGCGAACCAGGAGGCUGUGGUCUUCGACCGCGAGUCUCUCACCUUGGUGGAGCAGACCUGCCACCGCGGCCACGCAGCCUACACGACGGCCGACGCCAAGAAGGUCAUCAUGGAGGUCAAGUUCAAGUUCCCCAUGGACAGUUCCAAGACUAGUCUCCGCCUGGUGACGACGCACCUGCCGGGGAAGCCCUUCGGUCCUGCCCGGCAAGAGUUUGCGGACUGCCUGGCCCGGCUUCUGAAGGAGGACCUGGAGUGCCUACCCACUUUGCUGCUCACGGACCUGAACUUUCCGGAAGAGGCCGUGGUGCCGCUCUUGAAGCGGCGGGAGGUGCACGCGCAGUUCGUGGAGAUUCCACAUCCCACCAACAUCUGCACGGGCGCGCUGCUACCGAAGAGGAUCGACAGCAUCGCCGUCAUCUCCACGCAGAGCAGUGAGAUCAGCGCCAAGGGUCUGUGCUUCAAGUCCAUCGCAGCUGUGGCGGGCGCCGUGGUGCGAGCCCGCAGUGAUGUCGACAAGCUGAAGCACGAGCCGGACACAGGAGAAAUCGGACGUGUGAUCGAAGUGAAGGGGUCCCGCGUGCAGAUCAACUUUCCUUCGAAGGUGGGCUGGAAAGGCGAUGUCACGGAGGUUGAGCUCUGCUCCUCGGAAGAGGCCAAACAGUUUCUGCAGUCCAUUACCUCCAAGCUCGUUACGGGCGCCGUUGUGCGAGUCCGAGGCGACGUCGAUGAGAGCAAGCGGGGUACAGUGUCCAAAGGUGAGCUGGGGUGCGUGACGGAAGUGAGCGGCACUGACGUCCUCGUCAGCUUUCCAUCCCACAAAGACUGGAGAGGCGAGAUCGACGAGGUGGAUCUGUGUUGUGCAGAAGAAGCGGAAAAGUUCCAGCCCAUCUUCCCGGGGGCCGUGGUGCGAGUCCGAGGCGAUGUGGACAAGCCUGGGCACGAGAGUCACAUGUCUCCAGGAGAGCGGGGGCGCGUGACCGAAGUGUGCGGGACCGACGUUCGGGUCAACUUUCCAUCGCAGUUGGGAUGGCAAGGCGAGAUCGAUAAGGUCGAGAUCUGUGCUUCGGAAGAGGCACAAGAAUAUAUGCAGGCCAUCACCUCCAAGCUCGUCACGGGCGCCGUGGUGCGAGUCCGAAGCGACAUCGACGAGUCGAAGUACAACGGAGAGGUGUCCAAAGAGGAGACGGGCUGCGUGAUCGAAGUGAUGGGGACGAACGUGCGCGUCAACUUUCCUACGCAAAAGGCGUGGAAAAGAUGCAAAGUCGAGAUCGACGAGGUGGAGCGUUGUUCUGCAGAAGAGGCGGACAAGUUCCUGCAGGCCCAGGCCAGCUCCAAGAUCGUCCCGGGCGCCGUGGUGCGAGUCCGAGGAGACAUCGACGAGCCGAAGCGUGGCUGGGGAAAGGUGUCCAAAGGGGAGAAAGGGCUUGCGGAAUUCGUGGACUACGAAAACGAUGUGUUCGUCCAGUUUCCGUCUGAGAGGAGAUACUUCCCCGUCGGCGAGGUCGAGCUCUGUUCUGCAGAGGAGUCGGAGGAGUUUGUGCAGUCCAUGCCCAAGCUCUUCGUGGGAGCCGUGGUGCGAGUUCGAGGCGAUGUUGACCAACCAAAGUAUGGCUGGCAAAACGUGUCCAAGGGAGACUUGGGGCGCGUGGCGGAAGUGGAGGGAUUCGGAGUGCGCAUCAACUUCCCGGCGCAAGCUCGCUGGAAAGGUCGCGUCGUGGAGGUGGAGCCUUGUUCUACAGAGGAGGAGUCGGAGGAAUUUUUGCAGUCCAUCCCCAAGCUCUUCGUGGGAGCCCUGGUGCGAGUCCGGGGCAACGUCGACGAGACGAGGCACUGGCAGAACGUCUCCGAGGGAGAUUUGGGGCGCGUGACGGAAGUGAAAGGGUUCAACGUGUGGAUCAACUUUCCGGCGCGAUGGGGCUGGAAAGGCGAGGUCGAUGAGGUCCAGCUCUGCUCCGCAGAAGAGUCGGAGGAGUUUCUGGAGGCUUGGGCGGUUCCCUUCCCCGGCUUCGAAGAAGCCGUGCGGCUGCUGGAGUCCAGGUCCCUUGAGCUCGACGAAGAGGCCAUAAUCCGGAAGGCGGCGGAGCUCCGCGCCGAGGCGGCGCUGAAACUUUCGGCUCUGGAGGGCCCUGGCACCUUGGCCGGGCCUGUGGGCAGCGCCCUGCGCAAGGCCACAGAGGCGAAGCCGAAGGCGGAGUGCUCGGAGGCUCAAAGUACACUGAAGGAGGCCAGAUCCGAAGAGAACAACGUGCAGACCGGUCAGAAGGCAAGCACUGGCAACGUGGCCCUCGGCGGCUGGAUGCGCUUGAUGGCGCUACGGGAGAUGGCGGGAGACGUAGAUGAUGCAGCCCCGGUCUUCGGCACUGAAGAGUGCAUGUGCGAUGCCGGGUGA
Symbiodinium natans is the source of this 6906-nucleotide messenger RNA. NCBI's taxonomy places the organism in Eukaryota, Dinophyceae, Suessiales, Symbiodiniaceae. The record is from the annotation of a GenBank genome assembly.